GUGUGGUGAGUUAGGGAGGAGUGCAGGGAGGUGACCCACCCACCACCACAACCGUUACCGUGGCGACAACUAGCGAACCAACCAAGCCAACAACUACCGAGGCCACUUCUACCACGGUCGAGACGACCUCGACCACGGUCGAAACGCCCUCGACCACGGUCGAAACGACCUCUACCACCGACCUGCCCACAUCGUCUACCGCUGCUCCUCCCUCUACGUCAACUCUGCCUACGACUGUAUCGUCUACCACCAGUACCGCCGCUGCGACUGUAUCGUCUACCACCAGAACCGCCGCUGCAACUGAAUCGUCUACCAUCAGUAGCACCACUAUCGGCAGCACGACCACCAUCAUCAGCACCACUACCACCGAAGACCCGUGCAGCGGAGCCACCCAGAUCGAAGGCAUUGAGGGGACUAUUCUAUCCCCCAACUACCCCGACGAUUACGGAAACGAUGUGGACAUCAUCUGGAUGAUUAUGGCGGAGCCGGGACAGACCAUCCGAAUCAACAUAAACGAUUUCUCGCUGGAGGAAGACGAUCAGAACUGCACCCGAUACGAUUUUCUCGAGUUCAGAGACGGCGAUUCUGUCGACGCACCGUCCCUCGGCGGAAAGUUUUGCGGCUCCAACUACCCGAAGCGGGUGGGGCCGAGCACCAGCAACGUAAUGACCGUGGUGUUUCACACGGACAUUGGUAGAGUGGCUCGCGGCUUCAACCUCACGUGGAAGCUAUGUGGAGCCGGUGACCAGCUAGGUUCGUGCGACGCUUCAACCAACUUCAGCGGCACGCUGCAGUCGGUCAACUACCCAGCCGAGUACCCCAGCGGCCGGGACACCUUCUGGCACUUCGUGGCCACCCACCCGACACGCAGGUUCAGCAUCACCUUCACAGACUUCGAGCUCGAGAGUAGCUACGGCACGUGUAGCUACGACACUCUGAAAAUCUCGGAUCCGAGCGGGAUCGAGGAGGGCCCUUUCUGCGGAGACACGAUGCCAGCUCCCUUUGGGCCCACAGCCGGCUCACAGCUGACGGUCAACCUUUAUACGGAUAGCUCGUCUCAGUUCCGUGGCUUCUCGGCCGAUUGGACCGGCACGUGCAAUACAGGCACCUCCAGCUCCUCCACAGAGGAGAUGUAGACGAUGAUGUACCGAGAGGUGGAGAGAAAGACGAAAGAAAUAUGUAGUAGUAGGAGAGCGGAGAAGAGAAGCAAUGGAAGAUAAGAGAUGACGACGAAAGGAAAAGAAUGCAAGUGAGGUGAAAGGAGAAGACGUGAGAACGAGACAAGGUGAAUGUGAGUGAGUGAGCGAGUUGAGUGAAUGGAUGAGAGGAAGAGAGAGAGAGAGAGAGAGAGAGAGAGAGAGAGAGAGAGAGAGAGAGAGAGAGAGAGAGAGAGAGAGAGAGAGAGAGGAGGCGAGAGUGAGACUGAGUAGGUGGGUGAGUGAGUGAGUGAGUGAGUGAGUGAGUGGGUGAGUGAGUGAGUGAGUGAGAGGUGGGUGAGUUAGUGAGUGAGUUAGUGAGUAAGUGAGUGAGUGAGUGAGUGAGUGAGUGAGAGAGAGAGAGAGAGAGAGAGAGAGAGAGAGAGAGAGAGAGAGAGAGAGAGAGAGAGAGAGAGAGAGAGGAGAGACGGAGAGAGAAAAGACAGGGGAGAGUGGAGCACCAUCGGAGAUAAGGUGCAGAGGAGGCUAGUAUAAUCAGAACACCAAGAGCUGGCG
Molecule: messenger RNA, 1712 nt
Organism: Amphibalanus amphitrite
Lineage: Eukaryota; Metazoa; Arthropoda; Thecostraca; Balanomorpha; Balanidae
Product: zinc metalloproteinase nas-39-like
Exons: 6
Coding region: 471-1136 (221 amino acids)
Source: RefSeq, a predicted model, not a curated record